This is a messenger RNA of Dama dama (fallow deer), 1847 nucleotides long. It is a transcript of the gene PITPNC1, whose product is annotated as phosphatidylinositol transfer protein cytoplasmic 1. The transcript is spliced from 12 exons. Gene Ontology annotation, biological process: phospholipid transport. Gene Ontology annotation, cellular component: cytoplasm. Gene Ontology annotation, molecular function: phosphatidylinositol transfer activity; phosphatidylinositol binding. The record is from RefSeq and is a predicted model, not a curated record. The coding region runs from base 667 to 1713 and encodes 348 amino acids. NCBI's taxonomy places the organism in Eukaryota, Metazoa, Chordata, Mammalia, Artiodactyla, Cervidae.
AGCGAGCCCCUGGAGCGCCUCGGCGACCGGCCCUAAAAAGAGAAGGAAAUCUUGUUUACCGCCGGGGAGCACAGCCGUACGAGCCUUUGUCUGAAAAGUCAGCAUCUCUGGCUCUGGCUGCAAUGUGUGCUCGGUGACAUUCGCCUUGGACAGACCGGCCGGAAAAGGGGGUGGGGGGGAGUCGCCAGGUUAAGAUCUGGUUUCAGAGGCGGAUCGAGAGGGUGACUUUUGUGUAUUCCGUGUAAUUUUUGGAAACCUCGUGGUUUGUUUUUUGUUUUUUGUUUUUUUCCCCUCCCUCGCCCGCCGACGGGCAUGUCCUGAUCUGGCUUCCGCUCCUGCUGCCCGGGGCUGCCGAUCAGAUUGGUUUCCAGUGGGUCUCCCUCCCUCCCUGACUUUGCAACACCGCGUUCCAGGCGGAUCGACCUCGGCGAGGAAGGAGGCGGGGGAGCCGCGAACACCCGGACCCAAACCUUGACAUGCUCUCGGGCGGAGAGGAGGAAGCCAGGAACUGAGCGCACCGCCCGGGGGGUUGCUUCGCCGACCGGCUCCAAGCACGGGGCUCCCGGCGCCCAGCUCUGCGCCUUGGCGGCAGCCUUGUUGCUCUGGGGGCGCCCCCACCCCCGCCCCGCCCGCUUCCCGCCUCGGAGGUCCGUGGCCGGCAGGACCAUGCUGCUGAAGGAGUACCGGAUCUGCAUGCCACUCACCGUGGACGAGAACAACCACAUCCAGUGUCGUCCUGGCCUCUGGACAGUCUCUGCUGUGGAUCUGGAGAAGAAGGGAAAACAGAGAGGACCAACAUUUAUGGAACUUUCUAGUAUGCCAGGACCACUGUGUUUAUUACCUCAUUUCAUCUUUGCAGUCAUCCUUCAAAACAUUCAUCGCUCGGUCAUGUCCGGCUCUUUUUACCCCAUGGACUGUAGCCCGCCAGGCUCCUCUGUCCAUGGAAUUCUCCAGUACAGAAUUGGACAGCUGUACAUGAUCAGCAAGCACAGCCACGAACAGAGUGACCGAGGAGAAGGGGUAGAGGUCGUCCAGAAUGAGCCCUUCGAGGACCCUCACCAUGGCAAUGGGCAGUUCACAGAGAAGCGAGUAUAUCUCAACAGCAAACUGCCCAGUUGGGCUAGAGCUGUUGUUCCCAAAAUAUUUUAUGUAACAGAGAAGGCAUGGAACUAUUAUCCCUACACAAUUACAGAAUACACAUGCUCCUUUCUGCCGAAAUUCUCCAUUCACAUAGAAACCAAGUACGAGGACAACAAGGGAAGCAACGACAGCAUUUUUGACAAUGAAGCCAAAGACCUGGAGAGAGAAGUUUGUUUUAUCGAUAUUGCCUGUGAUGAAAUUCCAGAACGUUACUACAAAGAAUCUGAGGAUCCUAAACACUUCAAGUCAGAGAAGACAGGACGGGGACAGUUAAGGGAAGGCUGGAGAGAUAGUCAUCAGCCCAUCAUGUGUUCUUACAAGCUGGUGACCGUUAAGUUCGAGGUCUGGGGGCUUCAGACCAGAGUGGAACAAUUUGUACACAAGGUGGUUCGAGAUAUCCUUCUGAUUGGACAUAGACAGGCUUUUGCUUGGGUUGAUGAGUGGUAUGAUAUGACAAUGGAUGAUGUUCGGGAAUACGAGAAAAACAUGCAUGAACAAACCAACAUAAAAGUUUGCAAUCAGCAUUCCUCCACUGUGGAUGACAUAGAGAGCCAGGCCCAAACAAGUACAUGACAAUGGAUGAAGUCCGAGAGUUUGAACGAGCCACUCAGGAAGCCACCAACAAGAAAAUUGGCGUUUUCCCACCUGCCGUUUCUAUCUCCAGCAUCCCCCUGCUGCCUUCUUCAGUCCGCAGUGCCCCUUCGAGC